AUGGCAUUGUUUUUAUACACUCACAACACAAGCAGCGACCACAUGUACCCCAUGGAGUUCUUCUUCCCACCCCAGAGGACCUGUCUGAUCUGUGCAGAAGAGGCAUCUGGCUGCCACUAUGGAGCACUCACCUGUGGCAGCUGCAAAGUGUUCUUCAAGAGAGCCGCAGAAGGGAAACAGAAAUACCUGUGUGCCAGCAGAAAUGACUGCACCAUCGAUAAGCUGAGGAGGAAGAACUGCCCAUCAUGUCGACUGAGGAGGUGUUUUGAAGCUGGGAUGACCCUCGGAACACGUAAACUGAAGAAGAUUGUACAGCUGAAGAGUCCGGAGGAGGAUCUGCCCACCCAAGGCCCCACUGAUACCAUCCAGGGAGUCUCUCCCCAAUCCGGCCUGAGCUUCCAUUCCCAGCUGGUGUUCCUUAACAUCUUGGAAUCCAUUGAGCCAGAGGUGGUAAAUGCGGGACAUGACCAAUGCCAGCCAGACUCAGCUGCAGCGCUGCUCACCAGCCUCAACGAACUCGGGGAGCGCCAACUUGUCAAAGUGGUCAAGUGGGCCAAAGGCUUGCCAGGUUUUCGGAAUCUGCAUGUGGAUGACCAGAUGACAGUCAUCCAGCAUUCAUGGAUGGGGGUGAUGGUGUUCGGCUUGGGAUGGAGGUCCUACAAGAAUGCCAACGGCAGAAUGCUCUAUUUCGCCCCGGACCUUGUUUUCAAUGACCAUCGGAUGCACAUCUCUAGCAUGUUCGAUCACUGCAUACGGAUGAGACACCUCUCCCAGGAGUUUGUCCUGCUGCAAGUCACUCAGGACGAGUUCCUCUGCAUGAAGGCCCUGCUCCUCUUCAGCAUCAUUCCAGUGGACGGUCUUAAGAGUCAGAAGUACUUUGAUGAAUUGCGGCUGACCUACAUCAAUGAACUUGGUCGCGUCAUUAACUACGGAAGGAAGUCCAACUGCUCUCAGAGGUUGUAUCAACUCACCCGUCUCAUGGAUUCCCUCCAACCGGUUGUGAGGAAACUCCAGCAGUUUACAUUUGAUCUGUUUGUCCAGGCCCAGUCUCUGCCCACCAAGGUCAACUUUCCAGAGAUGAUUGCAGAGAUAAUCUCAGUACAUUUGCCAAAGAUCCUGGCAGGCUUGGCCAAACCAAUCCUGUUCCACAAGUAGCAGGAUUUGCCAUCAUACUGAGAAAAAAAUCCAAUCCAAGCUGCCUCUAUAUACUUCAGCCAAGGCUCUGUAGUGUUUCCCUUGUAAUGUUCUCUCU
Molecule: messenger RNA, 1252 nt
Organism: Salvelinus namaycush (lake trout)
Lineage: Eukaryota; Metazoa; Chordata; Actinopteri; Salmoniformes; Salmonidae
Product: androgen receptor-like
Exons: 8
Coding region: 1-1155 (384 amino acids)
Biological process (GO): male gonad development; regulation of DNA-templated transcription
Molecular function (GO): DNA-binding transcription factor activity; zinc ion binding; sequence-specific DNA binding
Source: RefSeq, a predicted model, not a curated record